Messenger RNA from Nerophis lumbriciformis (worm pipefish), 1993 nucleotides. RefSeq lists its product as uncharacterized. Gene Ontology annotation, biological process: canonical Wnt signaling pathway; regulation of transcription by RNA polymerase II. Gene Ontology annotation, cellular component: beta-catenin-TCF complex; chromatin. NCBI's taxonomy places the organism in Eukaryota, Metazoa, Chordata, Actinopteri, Syngnathiformes, Syngnathidae. Gene Ontology annotation, molecular function: DNA-binding transcription factor activity, RNA polymerase II-specific; RNA polymerase II cis-regulatory region sequence-specific DNA binding. The record is from RefSeq and is a predicted model, not a curated record.
UCAGAUGUGGUCAGGCUGUGAUCCCAGGGACGUGCGCUUCAACUACCAAACUUUGCCGCGCUUUGGGGAGCAAGGGCCGCCCGCCAUUGCUGCUCCCGACAUGUUCAACAUGCAGCCAAUGUACAUGAACAGUACUGCGGGAUACUACAACCACGGACAGCAGGUACCGUAUUGGUGGCCUGUGCAAAACUUUGUCCCGCCAGCAUCCGUCAGUUUUGCUGCGGCACCUCCACAAAUGAUUGGAGGCACAACAAUGAUGAUGCCUGGGGCGCCAAGUAUGGGUCCUGGUGUGUUCAUGAGAGAUGCUGACGACGAGGUGGAGCAGCAAUACAUAAAGAAGCCGCCCAACGCCUUUAUGGUUUUUGCAAGGAAGCAUCGCAAAGCCCUGAUGGGAAAACUGGACAAAAAAGACAGCGCGUCUGUCAACGUCAUCCUGGGAGAAAUGUGGAAUUCUCUACCACAGCAGGACCAAGCGAAAUAUUACGAGGAAGCCGAUGUGGAGAGGAGACGACAUGCACAGUUGUACCCCAACUGGUCAAUGUGUGACAACUAUGGCAAAAAGAGGAAGAGGAUGCGAGGAAAUGCUUCUGCCUCAGUUUCAGAUCUUGAAGCUCCUCAGCCCACAAGGAUGUGUAUGGCUCCCGUCCAGACCGGCUUGAUGGGUCCUGAACGAUACUCGACACAGGCCGAGUCCCAGUCUGUCAGCAACCUUGCGGGUUUGCAGCAGCCUAAAGCUAGCCUCUCUACCUUUAUGCACAACUUCCUCCCACCCGCUGCUCCCGCUUCAUCUGGGAUGGAAAUUUCCCAGCUUCUGAGCGGCGUCAAUUACCUGCCGGCUCCCCACGAUAAACUUCAGAGGCCACCGGCGGUCAACUCGUCCGAGCCUUGCUUGGAGGAAGAGCUCCACGUAAUCCUGGAUAGAUUCGAAGAAGAAUCCUCCACCACACAGACAGAGGAGUCGGUGGCGGAUCUGAUUUUGGAGGAGGAUCUUCAUAGUCUGCUGGAACGAUUCCAGAAGCCUUCGACCGCACAGUUCGGCACGGACAGGCUCCACUGCGUCUUUGAGGGCUUAGGGAUCACCACCACUGACACGGGUCAAUGUUGAGUUGCCGGGCCGAAUAGCGGAAGAGCCACUGAGCACAAGAAGUCAUCCUGGAGCAUUUAGAGUCCAACAGAUGUUUUAAUUGUUUCUGAAAUUCUCAGCGUUUACAACAAUUUAUUUUUUAUGCACCUGGACAAUAAUAUAUGAGCCUGAGCACUUUAUUUACGAUGGGAUCGCUUUCUUUUGGGAACGCACACAGUGGUCCUGCUGGACUAUCUGAACUUCAAGCCUGUGCAGAGCAGUUCUGUUUGUUUUUUUGUAACAUUCCCUUAUUAACUUUUAUAAUAUCAUCUCGGUCUACUCAGACUUCUAUUGGACCACUUAGACUGGAAUCACAGCAUCGUUCCAUUUGUUCUGACACCAGUCCAGAUAUUUAUUGUAAACAAAAAAACAUCGUAUCGCAUACCCUUACCUGGUUGUUUUUAUAUUUAUAGUAUUCUAAUUAUUACUUUUCCUUUUGUUUCGUCCCACAUUUUUCAUCCAAUUGAAAUCAUUCCAUUUCCCACAUCGCAUUUGAACUAAUUGUAUACCUCAGGGUCAACUUUUAUGACUUUGAUGCAUUUUAACUGUUAGCAUGCUAGCUUUUCGAACUGAGUUUGCUGACCCCAGUCAUACAUUUUGGUACUUCACUAUAACUGUUGUUAUCAUUUUAACAAUUAUAACUUUUAAUUUCAGCUUCUUUUCCCAGGUAUACACUGAAUAAUAUUUCACGCUAUACGUACAUGCUAGCAUGCAAAUGUUAGAAUGCUAGCGUAUAAGUAGCUAAACCUAGCUUUCCUAGUUUAUUUUGCAGUUACACACUUAAAAGUUGGAUAUUUUGUUAUUUGAUGCUAUAUGGCUAGCAUGCUAACUGUUAGCGUGUCCCACUUUUAUCCACCAUUCUUCAAAACA